This is a messenger RNA of Pantherophis guttatus, 9902 nucleotides long. It is a transcript of the gene RALGAPB, whose product is annotated as Ral GTPase activating protein non-catalytic subunit beta. Gene Ontology annotation, biological process: regulation of small GTPase mediated signal transduction; activation of GTPase activity. The record is from RefSeq and is a predicted model, not a curated record. Lineage: Eukaryota; Metazoa; Chordata; Lepidosauria; Squamata; Colubridae. Gene Ontology annotation, molecular function: GTPase activator activity.
GUCACGCUCCUACGUACUUCCGGUUGGGAGCGAGCGUCGAGGGUAGAGAGAACUUCUUUCGCACGGCAGGGAAUGUUGUCAAGGCGCGUGCGUGUUGUACGGGAUGAAUGUCGGGUUUUCGGGCGUGAGUUUUUUAAGACGGCCGGAAGUGUCCAGAGAGACCUGAGCGGAGCGUUCGAUUCCUCACUCCCGGCGGGCGCUAUGGAGCCGGGCGCUUGAGGGCGGAGCGGCUGCCUUUUACCCCAGACAUGUCAGCCGGUCAUCUCGAUGCAGGUACAGUCUACUCUGCAGUAUAAAGGCAUUAUGUACUCAGAGUGGAGGUCUCUACACCUUGUAAUUCAAAAUGAUAAAGGUCACACCAGUGUACUUCACAGUUAUCCUGAAAAUGUGGGAAGGGAGGUGGCAAAUGCUGUUGUCCGUCCUCUUGGCCAAAUUUUGAAUUUGUCAUCAACAGCUGGAAAUGAAAGUUUACUAAAAACUGACAAAGAAGUAAAAUGGACAAUGGAGGUGGUUUGCUAUGGGCUGACUCUCCCUUUGGAUGGUGAGACAGUGAAAUACUGUGUUGACGUAUAUACAGAUUGGAUUAUGGCUCUCGUUAUACCUAAAGAUACAAUUCCUCCACCUGUUAUUAAAGAACCAAAUCUUUACGUUCAGAGCAUUCUCAAGCACUUACAGAACCUCUUUGUACCUAGGCAGGACCAAGGUUCCAGUCAGAUUAAAUUGUGUUUGCAAGUUUUGAAAGCUGUACAGAAAUUGGCUCAUGAAUCAACCAUUAUGGCUAGAGAAACAUGGGAAGUUUUAUUAUUGUUUCUACUGCAGAUUAAUGAUACUCUACUGGCACCUCCAACAGUACAAGGUGGUAUUGCUGAAAAUCUGGCUGAAAAACUGAUUGGUGUAUUGUUUGAAGUCUGGUUGCUAGCCUGUUCUAGGUGUUUUCCGACACCACCUUAUUGGAAAACUGCCAAAGAGAUGGUAGCAAAUUGGAGGCAUCAUUCUGCAGUGGUAGAGCAGUGGAGUAAAGUCAUCUGUGCACUCACUGCUAGAUUGUUGCGUUUUACAUAUGGACCUUCAUUUCCACCUUUUAAAAUUCCUGAUGAAGAUGCAAACUUGAUACCUCCUGAAAUGGAUAACGAAUGUGUUGCCCAGACUUGGUUUCGCUUUUUACAUAUGCUGAGCAAUCCUGUGGAUUUGAGUAAUCCAGCGAUAAUAAGCUCUACUCCCAAAUUUCAGGAACAGUUCCUAAAUGUGAGUGGAAUGGCUCAGGAAUUGAAUCAGUAUCCCUGCCUUAAACAUCUGCCUCAAAUAUUCUUUCGUGCUAUGCGUGGGAUUAGUUGCUUAGUGGACGCAUUUCUAGGAGUUGCUGCAUUUACAACCAGUGGGUGCGAAAGAUUACCCAGAUAUGGUAUUUCAAGGCCCCGUGCUGAUAGUGCUCCACCUACACCAGUAAAUAGAUUGAGCAUGCCCCAAACUGCAGCUGUUAAUACAACCCCACCUCAUAAUCGAAGACAUCGUGCUGUAACUGUGAAUAAACCAACAAUGAAAAACAGCACAGCUAACACUGCUCAUGCUUCCAAACACCAGCCAUCUUCUACUUCUCCGCUGUCUAGCCCAAACCAGACUAGUUCUGAACCUCGACCAUUACCUGCUCCUCACAGGCCAAAAGUUAACAGUAUCUUGAACCUCUUUGGAUCAUGGCUGUUUGAUGCAGCCUUUGUUCAUUGUAAGCUUCAUAAUGGAAUAAACAGGGACAGCAGUAUGACUGCAUCUUUUAUCCAAAUUCUUCUUUCUUAUAAAUCUUCUAUAGCAACACAAGCAAAUAUGGAGUUUCGCAGGAAAGGUUCACAAAUGUCUGCAGAGACUGUGGCUUCCAAUCCUAUGUUUGAUGCAGGGGAAUUUUCUGACAACUAUGAAUCUGGCAGAGCAGAGGCAUGUGGAACACUCUGUAGAAUAUUUUGUAGCAAGAAAACCGGAGAAGAUAUACUGCCAGCCUACUUAUCUCGGUUUUACAUGCUUUUAAUUCAGGGACUGCAGAUAGCUGAUUCUGUUUGCCACCCAGUUUUGGCUAGUGUCAUCUUAAACUCCCCUGCCUUGUUCUGCUGUGACCUGAAGGGGAUUGAUGUCUUGGUUCCUUACUUCAUUUCAGCACUUGAAACUAUCUUACCUGACAGGGAGCUCUCAAAAUUUAAAACAUACGUGAAUCCCACAGAACUAAGAAGGGCCUCUAUCAAUAUUUUACUGUCCUUGUUGCCUCUUCCUCAUCAUUUUGGAACAAUCAAAUCAGAGAUUGUUCUGGAAGGAAAAUUCAGCAAUGAUGAAAGUUCUUCCUAUGAUAAACCAGUCACCUUUCUUUCUUUGAAACUGAGACUUGUGAACAUAUUGAUUGGAGCCCUGCAGACAGAAACAGACCCCAACAACACACAGAUGAUACUAGGUGCGAUGCUGAACAUUGUGCAAGAUUCAGCACUUUUAGAAGCCAUUGGUUGCCAAAUGGAAACGAAUGGUGGUGAGAAUCUCGUCCUGAAAAGUCACAGUCGCACUAACAGUGGGAUUAGCACAGCAAGUGGAGGAAGCACAGAGCCAACAACUCCUGACAGUGAGAGACCCGCACAAGCUCUGCUGAGAGAUUAUGCUCUUCAUACAGAUACUGCAGCUGGACUCCUGAUCCGCAGCAUUCAUUUGGUAACACAGAGGCUCAACGCACAGUGGAGACAGGAAAUGAGCAUUUCACUAGCUGCAUUAGAGCUACUCUCUGGCCUGGCAAAGAUGAAGGUUGGUGUUGACUCUUCUGAUAGGAAGAGAGCAAUUAGCUCUGUGUGCUGCUACAUUGUGUAUCAGUGUAGUCGUCCAGCUCCUCUCCAUUCUAGAGAUCUCCAUUCCAUGAUAGUAGCAGCGUUUCAGUGUCUCUGUGUCUGGCUCACCGAACAUCCAGACAUCCUUGAUGAAAAGGAUUGUUUAAAAGAAGUAUUGGAGAUUGUGGAACUGGGCAUCUCAGGAAGUAAAUCCAGAAGUAGUGAACAAGAAGUUAAGUACAAAGGAGAUAAAGAGCCAAAUCCUGCUUCCAUGAGAGUGAAGGAUGCAGCUGAAGCUACCCUCACCUGCAUCAUGCAAGUUCUUGGAGCUUUCCCUUCACCCAGUGGUCCUGCUUCUCCUUGUAGCUUGGUAAAUGAGAUCACCUUAAUUAAAUAUGCUCGUCUGCCUUCUAUAAACAAGUACAGCUUCCGCUACUUUGUCCUGGAUAACAGCGUCAUCCUUGCAAUGUUAGAGCAGCCUUUGGGGAAUGAACAAAAUGACUUUUUUCCUUCAGUCACCAUUCUAAUUCGUGGGAUGUCUGGAAGACAUGCGUGGGCACAACAACUUUGCCUUUUGCCAAGAGGAGCCAAAUCAAAUCAAAAGCUGUUUGUCCCAGACCCCCGUCCUGCACCUAAAAAUGAUGUUGGAUUAAAAUACAGUGUGAAGCAUCGGCCAUUUCCUGAGGAAGUGGACAAAAUUCCGUUCGUGAAAGCAGACCUGAGCAUUCCAGACUUGCAUGAGAUAGUUACUGAGGAACUGGAAGAACGUCAUGAGAAGCUGAGAAGUGGAAUGGAUCAGCAAGUUCUUUAUGAGAAAUCUAUAGAUCAGAAAAUGGAAGAAGAAUGGAGGAAGAAAAACUUCCCUGAUCCAGUCACAGAUUGUAAACCACCACCUCCUGCACGGGAGUUCCAAACAGCCCGCCUCUUCCUUUCUCACUUUGGCUUUCUAUCUCUAGAAGCAUUGAAGGAACCUGUUAAUAGCAGACUACCUCCUCACCUGAUUGCACUUGAUUCUUCUGUGCCCGGGUUUUUUGAUGAUAUUGGUUACCUGGACUUGCUGCCAUGUCGUCCUUUUGAUACUGUUUUCAUUUUCUACAUGAAGGCAGGCCAAAAAUCAAGCCAAGAAAUUUUGAAGAACGUAGAGUCUUCCAGAAAUGUUCAACCACACUUUCUAGAGUUCUUGCUAUCUCUUGGAUGGUCUGUUGAUGUGGGCAAGCACCCUGGAUGGACAGGACAUGUUUCAACUAGCUGGUCCAUUAAUAGCUUUUGCGAUGAGGAGGGAUCAGAGCAAGAUGAAGUAAUCUGUUCAGAAGACAUGGGAGCAAGUAUUUUUAACGGGCAAAGAAAAGCAUUAUAUUACGCAGAUGCUCUUACAGAAAUAGCUUUUGUUGUUCCUUCGCCGGUGGAGUCCUUAACAGAUUCAUUGGAAAGCAAUGUCUCAGACCAAGAAAGUGAUUCUAAUAUGGAUCUCCUGCCUGGGAUACUAAAGCAGCAAGCACUGACACUUGAGCUUUUUCCUAAUCAUACAGACAAUCUCAGUACUUCUCAGAGGCUAAGUCCAACUUCCAAAUCAAAGAAGUUUCCACAAGGUCGGGCUAUUCCCCCCAUGGGACCUGAAACCAAGGUGUACGUGGUUUGGGUUGAACGCUAUGAUGAUAUAGAGAAUUUCCCUCUCUCUGACUUGGUUUCAGAGACUAGCACUGGAGUAGAAACUACAACAAAUAGCAGCACUUCGCUGAGGUCUGCUACUCCUGAAAAAGAAGUGCCAGUGAUUUUCAUCCAUCCCCUCAACACUGGAUUAUUCAGGGUAAAAGUACAAGGAGCUACUGGAAAAUUCAACAUGGUUAUCCCUCUAGUGGAUGGCAUGAUAGUUAGCAGAAGAGCUCUAGGGUUCUUAGUGAGACAGACAGUAAUAAAUAUUUGUCGAAGAAAAAGAUUGGAAAGUGACUCAUACAAUCCCCCUCAUGUCCGACGAAAACAGAAAAUAGCUGAUAUUGUCAAUAAAUACAGGAACAAACAGCUGGAACCAGAGUUUUAUACCUCUCUUUUUCAAGAGGUUGGACUGAAAAACUGUAAUCCUUAAACCCAGGACCCUUUUUGAACAAUUAAAUUGCAGCUUGGUAUCUGCAACAAUGAAAUAAAAUCUUCCCAUUCAUGGACCUCUUGUGUAAACAAACCACAUUCUCAGCAUGACUUCUGCUUCUACUGCAAGAAAAUAAAGAGGACUUGCUUUUGGCUCCAGUUCUGCAGUCCUUCUGAGCACAUCGCCACACCUCCAAUGCUACAGAGGGAGAAGCUUUGAUAAUGAAGUAUUAUUUAUUAAUAGACAAUAUAUCGGAUGUAUAGCAAACAGAAGGUUAACUACACUUCUCAUGAUUUCCCAUGUUUGCGCAAAAAAAAAAAGCCAGAUUCUGAGUAUAGAGUUAACACAUGGUUUCAUAUUGGUUUCUCUAGCAGAUUAGAUUCAAGGGCAAAUUAUUUUAGAUAAACUAUUUGUGCAUUUGUCUGCUCAGUUUGCUUUUCCUUUUACGAGCAAGUCAGAUAUAUGAUUUCAUUUUACUUCUAACCAGAAAAUUAUAUUUGGGUCUUGUCCUCUACUUUCAAAGCCAUGGACUGGUUGUUAAAUGUUUUAUCUUUGUAAAUUGUUAUUGUCUAUGUCUUCUGCUGGUCUGUCCAGGGGAAAAAAAAAAUAAACCCUUGAACCUUUGGCUUAAGAGAAGGGAGAAGCAAAAAUAAUCUUUAGAGUACAAGUGGCACAUUUUGCUCAGUGGUUAGUUUUGGAAUAUAUGCUUUGGUGUAUGUAUUGGUGACAUUACAAUGUUUGAGACACAAGCAAAACCUUUGUUAUGGAAUUUGGCUCAGUUGGAUGUAUGUUAUAUGUAUAAACAUACAUACACUCACACAUAAAAACUAGUACUUGAAACCUAAAUUAAAGAUUUCACAAUUACGCUUUCACUCAUUUCAAUUGAAUGCAGGACUUGGUAGGCAUUUCCUAUCUAAUGACAAGAAAAAUAAAAAACACAUUUAAUAUGAAGUCAUAAAAUUGUUGAAAUAAUUGGACUAUCUGUAUGUUUCAGAAGAGUUACAACUCUUACAAAACUUAUUUUUUGGCCCUUGUGGCAAGGAUAGCAUCUAGAAUUUGACAUUAGAAGAGAUGGUUCUGCCAGACACUGAGCAUUCUUGCCAGCGUACUCCCCACCCCUGGCCUAAUAACAUUAUAACACCUAUUUUUGUACAGAAUACAUGUCGCAUGAUGGUUGAAAGAUUAUCUUCCUUCAUUUGCAUUGACUGCUGUAUUCUCUACUACUAGAUGUUAACAGGACCUACAACUUUUGGUGGAUGACAGAAUGAAGUUCUAGUAAUGUCUAUAAGCCUUGGAAAAUCUUUGCAUAGUUCUGAAGAUGAUAAAUGAGUGGCGUAGACAUAGGGCAGGAUAGAAAUGCUUUUAGAUAACUUUUGUUGACAUAUCUAAAAAUUAACCUACACGUGUUGUAAAUAGAAAUAUUUUUUCCCAGAGAGUAUCCAGAAUACUUCAGGGACAAAUCUUUUUGAGAGCAUGGGUAAGCAAUCAAAAAGAUUCUAUGAACCUGGAUUUAAAAAUAAUUCCUAUUGGUUCAAUGGAAUGUAGCUCUUAAUAAAUGUAUCAGGAGAUAUUUAGGCCAGCAAGAAUUCACUUCCUGAUUUUCCAACAUAAUUUGGUGCUUUGAUCUUUUUGUUUUGUUUCUUUUUUUUCCAAUCAUCAUAAUAAGAGUAUAAAUCAGAAUAUUUUUAGUUAAUUAUUUAGAACCAGAAAGUUGAAAAUUAAACACUUUGCCACAAAGUCACUGUCUUAACUUCAUAAUAAUCCCAGAAUAUUUAGGACUGGUCACUUAUAUAUCAAGGUGAUUAAUAGUCUAAUAAUUGUUUCUCUGUUAUUGAACAAACCUGAUUUAGAGAAUAAAUCUAAAUAAGGAAUUGUAAUAUGCCUUGGAAACUUAAUGUGGAGCUCAUGCAAUAUUUUGAUUUUAAACAUGAUAAUCUUCUGCUGACUUACUUUGAUGAACAAAUGGCCAGUAAUCACCUCUAGCAAGUGAAUCUUUAUGUGUUAUAUUAUUAAGCCGUUUCCAUUCUAAAAUUAAUUAUUAUGGUAAAUUCAUUUCCUAUAGCAAAGUAAGUAUCAUAAAAUAUGAAUAUUAAUUCUCUUACUCUUGCUGGCAACAGCUAAAACUUUGCAAAGCACUUCAUAAGUUGUGCCUUUCCUUUUUUUAUAUCCAAUUUUACCAGGGUGCAUGGCAUAGACUUAAAAGGAAACAUAUGUAAAGGAAUUGCAUAUGAAGGUUCCUUUUUAGAUCCAUAUCAUUCUAAAUAUUGAUAUGUAAAGAGAUACUUUCUGGAGAGGGAUGCAGCAAAGCUGUACUCAUCCAGUGUGAUUGCAAAAGUUAUUUUUUGAACUGCUAAAUUUCCAAGGAAAAGCAUUUUGGGACAAAAAUAGUAGUGAGUAUUUUAUUUCCUCUUUUAUUUUCUUUAUAGUAAAGUUAAGCCAAAGACGGAACAGCAUUCAAGUGUGGACCAAUUUGCAAAAAGAGAAGUUGAAAAAGUUUCUAGCUAUGUUGACUGUCUAUUUGUGUGUGUAAUAUCUACUUUGCAAUUGGUACUACACACUAUUGGUAACUUCCCAAUAUUCCCAAUAUUGGGAAUAUUCACUUCCCAAUAUUCUUUUAAGAGGGAUAAUUUGUUCUGUAAUGUAACAAAUUGUGGCAUUUUUGACGAGAAAAGUAACCCUAAAUAAUAGUUUUUAGACAAGAUUGAGUAAUGGACAAAAUGGCUGCAUUGAAUUAGCAGGGUGAUUAUUGUUAUUUUGUUAGGUUCAAGAGGACCUAUUGGAAAAUAAGGACAAACAAUAUAAUCAAUUGCAAAUGGUUCUAAGGCAAGACUGGAAAUAGCAAGGCUAGUGAGGAUCCUGAAAUAUAUAGGCUUUUAUAUAGUAUAUUUGAUACUGAAGACUUGCCAAUAUUAAUCCAGUGCAUGAGCACUAAACUUAAUUGUAGACUUGCUUAGAUACUGUUUAGCUCUAUAAAUUGACCAGUCACAUUUAGUUCCUAGAUUAAAUGGCAUGAACAAUGCAUGACUACCACAAAAACUAUAACAAGCGUUGAACAAUUGAGUGUCUGCAUACACACAUCAAUUGCUGACGUAGCUAGAAUUGUUUGAAUCAUAUAUGUAUUCUGGACAAACCCAUUAGUUAAUAUUACUAAUGACCUGUCAAAUCAUCUUGACUUAAACAGGUGAAAGAAAAACAAUUUAAAAUGACUUUUAAACUAAUUAAAAACAGGGUGAGAUUUAAAAUAAGUUGCCUUAAACUUUCCAUUCAAAUGUAAAGAUCUAUAGCUCAGUAAAAUAAAUGUUAGUUUGUUCGACUCUUCUAUGAAACCACAAGAAACAUUUUGCUUAUAUAAGGGGUUUCCUUCCCCCCCCCCCAAAGUUCUUCUGUAUGUCUGAGUUUAUCCCCUGGCUUGAUUUUAUUUUAUUAUUUGUUUUCAUUUAGAUUUCAGAAAAAGUAGGCAAACUGCCCUGAAUCUACAUGUGUAAAUCCUCCUAUUUAAAUCUGUUUUAUCAUUAAACAAAAGGUCUUGGUGUUGAGGCCUAUAUAUGAUACUGUUGAUAAAUGUAAUAAGGCAGCAUAUGCAACAGAAAUCUCAUCAAACAGCACUGAGUGUUUAAAAGAAAUGUAUAAGGGCUUACUUUCACUGCAUUCUCCCAGAUAAUGCAUAUGAUGUGGUCCUCUUGUACAGAUGCUGGUUGUCUGUUUUCCAUGUAUAGUUGAGAAGGCUUCCAAAUGCACUGGUAACUUUCUAUUUUCUGUGCAGAACUGUUGAUUGAUUGCAAUAAAAUGUUUUGUCUAGACCUCUCCAUAAUAGUUGCAUUUGAAAAUUUAAUUUUGGGAUCAACUGAGACUUCAGACAUGCUACGUUAACCUUCCUCAAGCCAAUAGAAGGUACUUCCAGAUGUUGCUGGACAUCCCAUUCUGGGAAUCCAAUACUUCUGGAGGGCACUAAUUUGAAGAAAGUUGUCUAAUAUAAAUAAAUUUAGGGUUGGCCAUUGCAUUUCCAAAUUGUAUUUUGAAUAUGAUUACACAAGGUAAUUAAAAAGAAUGUAAGUUUAUAAAGCAGAUGGCUUUUCCUACCAUUAACGCUGCUUGUUUCCUAUUAUCAUUUCAUUUUGUAUUCUUUCAUUCCAGUCUCUUUAUGAGAUACAAUAUUAGGGCUACACAUAUCUAUCCUGUCUAUUUCCGUCGUAAGAGCUCAUGCUUACCAUCCUUUCAAUACAUUAUUAUUGGUAUAAACGGAGCAAGAAAAAAAUGCAACCUUCACAGCACUUCCAUAUAAAAGGUGUCUGUUUUAGUACCUUCAACAAAAAAAGUUUUCACUUAAGAAAUACAAAGCCCUUUUUCUUCAGCAGAUUUUCAAGCAUUUAUUAAUGUACAGCAUGCGUAUAUAUACUACGAGGAGGGAAAGGAAGGGAAUCAUGUUUGAAGUAAGUAGCUAAUCUAUAUGCAGAGCAGUUGGGACACAGCUGUAGGAAACAACGCUUGUUUCCAAUCCUCAGAACCUUAUUUGCUUCCAUGGGUCGUGAAGAAAUAGGAAUGUCUUGAGAAUUGGACUGUCCCAUAUGUGAAGUGGCUUCCCAGUCAGGAAGCAUGCAAUUGUCAUGCAGCUGAAUAUUUGGCACAGGAGGAUUAUAGGACUACAAUUUAAGAUGAACAGGGAACAAAAAUAACUGUGAGUUCACAAUCAUAAGAGGGUAUCUUUGACGAGUGCUUUGAAAGAGAUGGCCUAGAUACCAUAUGCUUAAAAUCAUGUACAAUUAUGUAUAAAGUUCUAUAUGUUGCCAAGACAUGAUUUUUUUUUGUUCUUACUGUAUUUUCUGUAAAUAAUCCUAGCACUAAAUUGUAAAGGUAGACUGUAAAUACAAAGAUGUGAAGCUGUGCUCCUCUGUCUCUAGUAUUUUAUCUCUUGUUUAGAGAAGGCACAAAGGCUUGUUUGUAUUUAUGCCAACUCCUUGUCCAGAAGAAACACAUCAGAUACUGAAUGUAACACAAUUAGUCAAAUAAAUUUUAAAGAUUAUUCUUAUGUA